This is a messenger RNA of Lottia gigantea (owl limpet), 2392 nucleotides long. RefSeq lists its product as hypothetical. Gene Ontology annotation, molecular function: kinase activity; pseudouridylate synthase activity. Lineage: Eukaryota; Metazoa; Mollusca; Gastropoda; Lottiidae. The record is from RefSeq and is a predicted model, not a curated record. The transcript has 17 exons. The coding region runs from base 152 to 2392 and encodes 746 amino acids.
GUAAAUCCUGCCACAGGUUGAACAAAGCGAUCGAAUUAAAAUGAAGGUUACUCAACAAUCUUAGCUUAUUGAUUUGUUAGAUAUUCCUAACAUGUGAAACAGUAAAAUUAGAAAUCCAACACAGUCAUAAUAGAAAUCCAACACAGCUAUAAUGAGAAAUUUGGUUCAAACUCUCUGUAGCAGACGCCUUCAGUUAGUCUCGGCCACCAGACAACCAUCAUGGCUGCCCUUGCACAGUCGAGUUUUACACCAGAAACACAAGUUGUCCACAUCAACCACAAGAUAUUUCAACUUGAAUAAAAUUGAACAGAUUCGAAAUGGAACAUUGAGUGUAUCAGAAGAAGUUCGUCAGGCGUUACACGAACAUGGACCAGUGGUAGCUCUAGAAAGUACCAUUAUAACACAUGGUAUGCCCUACCCUCAUAAUAUAAAGACUGGGCUAGAAGUAGAAGAUAUAAUAAGAAAAAAUGGCUGUAUCCCUGCUACUAUAGGUGUUUUAGAUGGUAGAGUACAUGUUGGUCUGGACAAGACACAGUUAGAGCAGCUGGGAUCUAAAGGAAAAGACCUGGUUAAGAUUUCCAGGAGAGAUUUCCCUUACGUGUUAGCUAAGAAAUUAAGUGGUGGAACCACAGUAUCAGGAACCAUGUUGGCAUCUCAUUUGGUUGGUAUACAGAUAUUUGCGACUGGGGGCAUUGGUGGAGUACAUCGAGGUGCUGAACAGACAAUGGAUAUCAGCGCUGAUCUUACAGAGUUAGGCCGGACACCGGUCACUGUGGUCUCAGCUGGGGUUAAGUCCAUUCUGGACAUCGAGAAGACUCUAGAGUACUUGGAAACUCAGGGUGUUUGUGUGGCCACGUUUGGUCAGGAUAAAGAUUUCCCAGCAUUCUUUGUUCCGUCCAGUGGUCUGAAAGCUCCGUAUAAUAUCCGUGAUGAGAUAGAGGCUGCAGAAAUGAUCUACAGUAAGUACUACGGUCAAAAUAAAAUGAAGUUAGACAGUGGAAUAUUAAUCGGAGUUCCCUUACCAGACUCUUACAAUGAAUAUGGUCAGCAGAUAGAAACAGCUAUUGAUACUGCGCUUCACGAAGUUAGUUUAAAGAAAAUACAAGGUAAAGAAGUUACACCGUAUAUUUUACAGAGAGUUCACGAACUUACAGGCGGAGAAUCUCUUCAUUCUAAUAUUGCUUUGAUUAAAAAUAACGCUGAUAUUGGAAGCAAGAUUGCCUGGCAGUUGACCAAACUACAGAAUUCUACUAGAGUUCCAGGUAACCAUGGCAACAACCGAAAUGGACCUUAUAUUCAAACGAAGAAGACAAAGACCAAAAAGAAACGUCCAAUUGUAAUAGGAGGGUCUGUGGUGGAUUUCAACGCCAGGCUGAAGAGUGAAGAACUCCAGGGCAACGGUUCCACAAAUCCUGGAAUUAUUCAUCAGAGUUUUGGUGGAGUGGGUAGGAAUAUCGCAGACUGUCUGGCCAGACUUGGUGCCGAUCCAUUGUUCAUUUCUACCAUCGGAGAAGACUGCCAUACAGAGAACUUUCUAGCUCACUGUGGACAUUUGGAUUUACGAGGAAUAAGAAGACAGCCCAACUGUUCUACAGCUACGUAUUGUGGUGUCCUGGGUCCAAGCGGUCAGUUACAGCUAGGUAUAGGUGAUAUGGACGUCCAUCAACUGGUCACUAAUCAAAUGAUCUAUGAAUACGAAGAAGAUAUAAAAGAAUCCUCCAUUGUCAUUGUUGAUGGUAAUAUAUCACCGGUUGCCAUAGAAACAGCCUGCCAGAUUAGCACUGUUUACAAUGUACCAGUGUUAUUUGAGCCUACAGAUAUUUUGAAAGCCAGCAGGCCGUUUUUGACGUCUGCUCACAAACAACUGACCUAUACCUCCCCUAAUAUCAACGAAUUACAGAUUAUGAGUACCGGUUUUACUAACAAACCUCUUUCUUCACAGGACUUGCACAGUAAUGAAUUCCACAAUAAUGAUGAUGUCAUAGCUUUUUGUAUGCCGCAUUGUUUACGAUUGGUUGAAAAAAUUCCUGUUGUCAUAGUAACACUUGGCCAAUAUGGAGUUCUUUUGUGUAAGAAGAUGCAGAAUAAUACAACGAAAACAACCAUUUCAUUUCAGGUGGAGGGAAAGUUAGAAGCCAAACAUUACCCAGCAUACAAUGUAGCACCUGAAGAAAUCGUCAGCGUAUCAGGAGCAGGAGAUUGUUUCAUUUCUGCCUUUGUUAAUGGUGUCAUCCAUGGCCAUCACCAUGACGACUGUGUAAAAUUAGGACUUUUUGCUGCAGAGCUGUCUUUACGAUCUUCUGAAGCAGUCCCGCAGACAAUCCAUCCUGAAGACUUUUCUCUAUCAAAAAUGGAUUCCGUACUGGCAACAAGAUCAAUUCAAGUUGCCUAA